This is a messenger RNA of Chrysoperla carnea, 1362 nucleotides long. RefSeq names its product lysosomal acid glucosylceramidase-like. Gene Ontology annotation, biological process: glucosylceramide catabolic process. The transcript has a single exon. Bases 1 to 1362 code for a protein of 453 amino acids. The record is from RefSeq and is a predicted model, not a curated record. Gene Ontology annotation, molecular function: glucosylceramidase activity. NCBI's taxonomy places the organism in Eukaryota, Metazoa, Arthropoda, Insecta, Neuroptera, Chrysopidae.
AUGUAUGAAUCCACAAUUUCACAUCAUCGAAUGACGCAAUCGAUUAGAAAAUUCGAAGAAAAAUACACUGAGAAAGAUGUGAUUACCAUUAGUCGUGCGAAAAAAUAUCAAACAAUAAUGGGAUUUGGUGGGGCAAUGACAGAUGCAACGGGGAUAAAUAUUGUAUCACUUCCAAAAGAAGCCCAGGAUUUGUUGAUGCAACAAUAUUUUGGUGAUAAUGGAAUACAAUAUACGAUUAUACGGGUUCCAGUUGGUGGGUCUGAUUUUUCAACUCAUCCUUAUACUUUGGAUGACACUCCAAACGAUAGUUCUUUCACAAAUUUUAAAUUAGCCGAAGAAGAUUAUAAAUAUAAAAUACCAUUGUUAAAGCAAGCAAUGAAUUUAUCAAAAACGUAUCCAAUCAAAUUGAUGGGUGCACCUUGGACCGCACCUCCAUACAUGAAAGAUAGUAAAGAUUACAUAGGAGGGGGUAGAUUAUUGGAUCAAUACUAUCCCGGGUAUGCCGAAUAUCUCAUAAAAUUUCUGCAAGCUUAUAAAGAGGAAGGUUUGAAUUUUUAUAUAAUGUCCUCACAAAAUGAACCUGUUUUUGGAUCAGCACCGGGAUAUGAUUUUAAUGGAAUGGGUUUCGAGCCAAGUAGUCAAGCAGCUUUUGUUGGAAAUCAUUUAGGUCCUUCCAUGGAACAAAAUGGUUUAGGUAAUGUGAAAAUUCUAAUUGGUGAUGAUCAAAGACCCUUCAUGUAUCGAUGGGUUCAAAUUUAUCUUCAAAAUGAGAAUGCCUCAAAGUAUGCCUCUGGAGUUGGUAUUCAUUUUUAUUUGGAUGAAGAAGCACCUCCAGAAAUAUUAACCCGUAUUCAUGAGCUACCAGGAUUUGAAAAUAAAUUUAUCUUAUAUACAGAAGCAUGCCAAGGUUCGGCGGGAAAAUUUCGUGGUGUACGGCUAGGUUCAUGGAAGUUUGGUACUGGUUACUUAUCGAAUAUUAUUGACGAUUUAAAUAAUUGGUCUGUAGGUUGGGUGGAUUGGAAUAUGGCAUUAGAUUUAGAAGGUGGUCCAAAUUGGGCGAAAAAUUUUGUUGAUUCGCCAAUCAUUGUGAAUGCAAGUGCUAAAGAAUUUUAUAAGAAUCCAAUGUAUUAUGCUUUGGCACAUGUUUCGAAAUUUAUUGUGCCUGGAUCUGUGCGUAUUGAUAUGACCAAUGAUAGUGAUUUUGUAAAGGCUACAGCUUUUGAAACACCGAAUAAUCAAACUGUUGUGGUUUUACUAAAUACCCGUGAUCGUGAAACGAGUAUAUCGAUAAAAGACGAAGAAAAAGGUUAUAUUGCUAAUUUAAAAAUGGAACCUGAAUCAAUGAUAACACUUGUAAAAUAA